Cavia porcellus (domestic guinea pig) is the source of this 10340-nucleotide messenger RNA. It is a transcript of the gene Sema5a, whose product is annotated as semaphorin 5A. Gene Ontology annotation, molecular function: chemorepellent activity; semaphorin receptor binding. The record is from RefSeq and is a predicted model, not a curated record. The transcript is spliced from 22 exons. Gene Ontology annotation, biological process: negative regulation of axon extension involved in axon guidance; neural crest cell migration; semaphorin-plexin signaling pathway. Bases 474 to 3695 code for a protein of 1073 amino acids. Lineage: Eukaryota; Metazoa; Chordata; Mammalia; Rodentia; Caviidae.
UGCGCCACCGGCGGCUGCCUUUCUCACUGCUCCCGCUCGCGUUGCCCUCUCGCCGCGCGUGGGCUCUGCAGCCCCUGUCGACCGACCGCGGCCUCGACCCCGCAGCCUCCCUGGCUCCAGCGUGGGGCGCUCGCCUGUGUCCCCCACAGAUCUGGCCGGGGCGCCCAACUUUGCCACCUCGUCCGUCACUCUUGCUAGGUGGGAAACUGUCCACCCUACGUGCGUGCGGGGACUCGAGCAGGUCCCCAGCUCGGCGCGCGGCGAGCGGGGGAAGCUGCCCCAGGAAGCUGCGGGGAGAAGUGGUGGUCGCUGCCUCGACAUCCCUAGAGAGGCGCUAAAGGGGAUCCUCCAGGCCGCUGCGCGCUGGAUGCCUGACACGAGGAGCGCGCCCCGCACCUGGCACUUUUCCCACAUGAGGGGAGGACCAGCUUUGUAGAAGACAAGUGCCUGGAGCCGGAGACCCCUUGCCCACCAUGAAGGCAGCGUGCGUCCUCGCAUGGCUGCUCUCCAGCCUGGGGCUGUGCACACUUGCCCGGCUGGAGGCGGAGGGUCCGCAGUGCCAGAGAGCGGAGCACCCCAUCAUCUCCUACAAAGAAAUUGGCCCCUGGUUGCGGGAGUUCAGAGCGAAGAAUGCUGUGGAUUUCUCGCAGUUAACAUUUGACCCAGGACAGAAAGAGCUUGUGGUAGGAGCCAGAAAUUACCUCUUCAGAUUGCAGCUGGAGGAUCUGUCUCUCAUCCAGGCUGUGCAGUGGGAGUGUGACGAGGUGACCAAGAAGGCCUGCUUCAGCAAGGGCAAAUCGAAGGAGGAGUGUCAGAACUACAUCCGGGUGCUGCUGGUGGGUGGUAACCGGUUAUUCACCUGUGGGACCAACGCUUUCACACCCGUGUGCACCAUCCGCUCGCUGAGUAACCUGACCGAGAUCCACGAUCAGAUCAGUGGCAUGGCCCGCUGUCCCUACAGUCCCCAGCACAAUUCCACAGCCCUCCUCACAGCCAGUGGGGAGCUGUACGCGGCCACAGCCAUGGACUUCCCGGGGCGAGAUCCUGCGAUUUACCGAAGCCUGGGCCUUUUGCCACCACUCCGCACUGCACAGUACAACUCCAAGUGGCUGAACGAACCCAAUUUCGUGUCCUCCUAUGACAUCGGGAACUUCACCUACUUCUUCUUCCGAGAAAAUGCUGUGGAGCAUGACUGCGGGAAGACAGUGUUCUCCAGGGCUGCUCGGGUCUGCAAGAACGACAUUGGGGGACGCUUCCUCCUGGAGGACACCUGGACCACCUUCAUGAAGGCGCGUCUGAACUGCUCCCGGCCCGGGGAGGUCCCCUUCUACUACCACGAGCUGCAGAGCACGUUCUUCCUGCCCGAGCUGGACCUGAUCUACGGCAUCUUCACCACCAACGUGAACAGCAUCGCCGCCUCGGCUGUGUGUAUCUUCAACCUGAGCGCCAUCUCGCAGGCCUUCAACGGGCCCUUCAAGUUCCAGGAGAACUCCCGCUCGGCCUGGCUGCCUUAUCCCAACCCCAACCCCAACUUCCAGUGCGGCACCGUGGACCAGGGCCUGUACGUGAACCUGACCGAGCGGAACCUGCAGGACGCCCAGAAGUUCAUCCUGAUGCAUGAGGUGGUGCAGCCGGUCACCACGGCGCCCGCCUUCCUGGAGGACAACAGCCGCUUCUCCCACGUGGUGGUGGACGUGGUGCAGGGCAGAGACAUGCUGGUCCACAUCAUGUACCUGGCCACAGAUUAUGGUACCAUUAAGAAAGUACGGGCCCCCCUGAACCAGACAUCAGGCAGCUGUUUGCUGGAAGAAAUCGAGCUCUUCCCGGAGAGGAGGAGCGAGCCCAUCCGGAGCCUGCAGAUCCUCCACAGCCAGAGCGUCCUGUUUGUGGGUCUCCAGGAGCACGUAGUCAAGAUCCCCCUGAAGCGGUGCCAGUUCUACCACACGCGCAGCACCUGCAUCGGGGCCCAGGACCCUUACUGUGGCUGGGACGUCGUGAUGAACAAGUGCACCAGCCUGGAGGAGAGCCUCAGCAUGACGCAGUGGGAGCAGAGCCUCUCCACCUGCCCGACCAGGAAUCUCACUGUUGAUGGACGCUUUGGCCCCUGGUCACCGUGGACGCCUUGCACGCACACAGAUGGCAGUGCCGUGGGAUCCUGCCUCUGUCGGUCCCGCUCCUGUGACAGCCCUGCCCCACAGUGUGGUGGCUGGCAGUGCGAGGGCCCCAGCAUGGAGAUCGCCAACUGCUCCAGGAAUGGAGGCUGGACCCCCUGGACCUCCUGGUCACCCUGCAGCACAACAUGUGGCAUUGGCUUCCAGGUGCGGCAGCGGUCCUGCAGCAACCCCACGCCGAGGCACGGGGGCCGCGUGUGCGUGGGCCAGAACCGCGAGGAAAGGUACUGCAAUGAACAUCUGCUCUGUCCCCCGCACGUGUUCUGGACGGGCUGGGGGCCUUGGGAAAGGUGCACUGCCCAGUGUGGGGGUGGCAUUCAGGCUCGCCGAAGGACCUGUGAGAACGGACCGGACUGCGCAGGCUGCAACGUGGAAUACCAGCCCUGUAACACCAACGCGUGUCCCGAGCUGAAGAAGACCACGCCCUGGACUCCAUGGACGCCGGUCAACAUCUCUGACAAUGGUGGCCACUAUGAGCAGCGGUUCCGGUACACCUGCAAGGCCCGCCUGCCGGACCCCAACCUGCUGGAAGUGGGGAGGCAGAGAAUUGAGAUGCGCUACUGUUCCAGUGAUGGAACCAGCGGCUGCUCCACAGAUGGACUUUCCGGGGACUUCCUGCGUGCAGGGAGGUACUCGGCCCACACCGUCAACGGGGCGUGGUCAGCCUGGACAUCCUGGUCCCAGUGCAGCCGAGACUGCAGCAGGGGCAUCCGGAGCCGGAAGCGCGUUUGCAACAACCCGGAGCCCAAGUUCGGCGGGCUGCCGUGCCUGGGCCCGUCCCUGGAGUACCAGGAGUGCAACAUCUUGCCCUGCCCAGUGGACGGUAUGUGGUCUUGCUGGUCAUCCUGGUCACAGUGCUCGGCAACCUGCGGUGGUGGACACUACAUGCGGACGCGCUCAUGCACAAACCCCGCCCCCGCCUAUGGAGGGGACAUCUGCCUGGGGCUGCACACCGAAGAGGCUCUCUGCAACACCCAGCCCUGCCCAGAGAGCUGGUCAGAGUGGUCCGAAUGGUCUGCAUGCGACCCAUCUGGUGUCCAGAUCCGUGUCCGCCAGUGCAUCCUCCUGUUCCCGGUGGGCAGCCAGUGUUCCGGGAACCACACCGAGAGCCGGCCGUGCGUUUUUGACUCCAACUUCAUCCCAGAAGUAUCUGUGGCAAGAUCCAGCAGUGUAGAAGAGAAAAGAUGUGGAGAGUUCAACAUGUUCCACAUGAUCGCCGUGGGCCUGAGCAGCUCCAUCCUUGGCUGCCUCCUCACCCUGCUGGUCUACACCUACUGCCAGCGCUACCAGCAGCAAUCCCACGACGCCACUGUCAUCCACCCUGUGUCACCCGCCCCUCUCAACACCAGCGUAACCAACCACAUCAACAAACUGGACAAGUACGACUCCGUGGAGGCCAUCAAGGCAUUUAACAAAAACAACCUGAUCCUGGAGGAAAGGAACAAAUACUUCAACCCCCAUCUCACUGGGAAGACCUACUCUAAUGCCUACUUUACGGAUCUGAAUAAUUAUGAUGAGUACUAAUAGCUCUUGUGGUUUUGGCUUCUUGUAAAUCCUCAGUUCCUCAAUGCCUGUGCUCCAUGACUUCCAUGUUCCUGAGGCUUCUGGGAGGAAGUUUGGGUCUAUUUCAAGUGCAUUUCAAGCCAAGAGUGGCCCGAUGCUGCCCCGAAUACACAUCCUUAAAAGUCACAGAAAACUAAACACAACACAGUGAAAAUCUGGUCUGCAGAAAACCCUUGAUCGUGGUUACAUGAGCCAUGAUGUGAAGUUUUUUCUUUUUUUUUUUUUAAUUAUGUUUAGCUAAUUUCUCCGAGUCCAUUGUUUCAUGAGCUUUGUUUUAUGUGUGUGCCACCCACAUUGGAAGGAGUCUAAGAAAUACAAAUUUCUUCUUACUGUUGAGCAUAGGUCUUCAUGAUGUUUUAAUUCAAGAAAUAAGUACCUUAUCUGAGAGCUGCCCUAUUAGAAGGCCCAUAUUAUCUGAUGAAAUGAAGAAAUGAAUUUCGCCAUGGGUCUCCUAAUUUUCACGAUCUGGAACAGACUCUGGGUCCUCGGAAGCAGCUGUGUUUGGACCUGAAAGCUUCUGGGGAAGCCCAACGACUCCACCCACCCUGCCCCUACCCAUGCAGUGGUCAGCUGGGAUGCCCAGCAGGGUCUGGACGCUGUGACUGCUCCACCAUGGAUGGGCACACAGAGCAGAGGCACAGAUACAGGGACACGGGGCAGCCUCUGCAGUGGACUAUGAACCAGCCUUACUCUGACCUCCGGAUGGUGCUGACCUGAAUCCCCGUCAUGUCCCGCAGAGCAGCCUGAGGAUAACCAUUGUCAGCAGGUGGACUGGCCACACCUCCUCCUCACCCUGCACACUGCUAGUGCCAGUUAGGGAAAGUCUUGAGGGUUCAGGUCCAGACCUGAAAAUAACUUUCGGUUUCCCCCGUAUUUUUCAGCGUAUCGGGAGAAAUGAUGCUUAGCGGCAAGCAUCCUUUUGUUCCCGGCUCCCUAAUAGAAGUAAUGCAUGGCGUUGGGCCCCAGCGAGAACAGUAAAGAUGGGCAAAGCUGGCUCUGGACCUGCCCUGGUGCACACGGAGGUGACACCCGGGACCAGGCUGCCGCUUGCAGCCCCCAGGCCAGCAGGAGGGGAUGUUCGGCUCCAUGCCUUUUCUUUAUCUCAGAGCAGUCUCCCUGCCCACUGGUCCCCCACCAUUGCUGCUCCCUGCACCGAGGCAAGGGUCAGGAAGGCAAGCGAGGGAGGGAGGGCUCUGACCAUCCGGUGGUCUCAGCCACCAUGGCUGAUUAGCAUUUCCAGGUGUUAUAAGACCAUUGGUAGAAGUCUCCAGAAAAUAAAAGAUACAUUACCCCCAGGAAUGGAUCCAGAUAGCACAUGGCAGUUGGUAGAAUAACUAUCAAAAAUAAGAACAAAAUUGAAACAGGUCAUCUGAUGCUUCUGGGCAUUAUGAUAGAGGCCUGAGCAGAUAUCAGUCCAUGUACUCACUGAGAGAGGAACAUUUAGGUUUAUAAAAGUGUACAGUAGGGGUAGUGAGGAAGAUAGUUAUUAGCCUAUGUGUUUUUCUCUUACCAGUUUAAAACAGCAGGCUCAGAGAGUGGUGGAAAGAUCUUACAGUUAAUAAACAAUGAAUCUGAGUUGUAAAUAUCCUGAAACACCUAAGCUGACAGCAGUGGCCCUUCAGUGAAACCCACUGUUCUGUGACCUGGUGCUCGGGCUCCAGAGAUGGGUUGGAUGAUGAAGGGAAGUACGAGGAUUUUCCCGUGAGACCUGUGGCCUUGCACGCCCCUUGUGGAUGUUGUGUAAGCAUCCUCUGUUGACCGCGCUGCCCUGGCAUCCACUCAGUAGAGGAAGCAGAGCAGGCUUCCUGAUUGUGUCCAGGUCAGAUUUUCGCUGGCUAAUUUGAUUCAUCUCUUUAGGAAAAAGAAAUCCUCACUGUAGCACAUCUUAGCUCUUUUUCUUUUAAUCGCCCUCUCCUAAGUGUUUUUGAAGCUUAAGAGGUCAUUUUGUCUCCCCUAAGAAGGUGGACACUUUUAUGAACUUGUGCCUGGACAAGUGAAAUGCUUUCUAAAUGGCAUCCAGGCUGGUCUGUAAGGAAUGCUAUGCCCUAAUCAGGAAAAACACUCUCCUUCCACCUGAUGUUUUGAAUCAUGCAAGCCUUCAAGAUUAGCACUGAAAAAACCGUCUCUCACCCUUUGCUCCCUGACACUCUAUUCAAAGGAGAGCUCCCCUCUCAACCUCUUUGUUUUAACCGAAAAACACUUCCUUCAGAAUAAUCCGAGCUAUGCUGCAGGGAAUCCAGCCUUCUGUGGCAUAAGCACGCCCGCGUUCCCACAGCUGUGCUGCUGUCGCUGCUGUCACGCAUGGGCCCUGUGUGUGCUUUCCCUCGAGCCCUGAGCCUCGGGGCGGCUCGUGCAGUGGUGUCCACUGCCUGCAGCACUGCCUCCUUCGGGGAGCAGCUCUUCUUCAGGCUGCAGCUCUUAAGUCUAGGAUUUCUGCUGAAACUGUGCAUCAAGAUCUAAAUUCCCAACAUCUCCUUCCUCCCUUCCUUCCUUCCUACUUUCCUCCAUGUGUGUUUAUGCGUGUGUGAGACAGUGUAUGUGUUUAAGCAGCACAGAUAGAGACAUAUUUUUAAGCUGCACAUGUUUGAACCUCUUGUCAAAUGACAUUUAUCACAAUUUAAUUUCUAGGUCUGUUUCCUGGUACACUUGAAAUUUGGCUGAUUUUCAAUAUGAAAUUGACUUUAGUCACACAAUGCUAUUGAGGGCCCUUUCUCUGAAGUACUUGAAUCACCAUUGUUCCUAGAAGACACCUACAUUCUGUGAAAGGGAUAGCAGAAUCCCUGUGGGGGCACAGUGGAUUCUUCUUAAAUACCUCAGGACUUUGGUGACACUGGGCUUUGUCAUCUCUCAGUGAUAUAACUCAUGAGUUCUAAGGAGCUUUAGUGCUGGGUGAGACCCAGCUACACAGAAAAGCCACUGUUCCCAGACUCCUGGGCAUUUCCUUCAAAACUUCCCUGAGACACACCGCUAUACUUCCUGACUUUAAAAUUUAAAGGAGGCAACUGAGCUUGCCGGCUGGUUUUAGACUGUAGGCUUGAUCAAGUCCACUGGGGCUGGGAUUAGCCUGGAAGUGGGAAGAGUAGGGUUCCUGUGCAUGUGGCAGCAUAGGUGGAGAUUCUACAGGAACCGAGGAAUUACAGUGAUGGGAAUGAGGCCGUCCCUGCCGGAGAAGCACCUCUGUGCCUGGGAAGGGUCAGUCCACGCGGUCUGGGGUGAACCGUGGAUCUUCUCCCUUUGACUCCUGGGAGGUGCUAGGAAAAAAAAGGAGAAAAUGUGGCAAAUAAUCAGAUAAGAAGAUGGCAAAGAAAAGGAGAAGUGGGUCCCUCAGCAAGGGAAGGAAGAUCAUGGGAGACAAAACCCAUUUCAGUGCAUGUUUGCACCUGAAUCUCUGUAGAAUUAAUGGGGGUCCUUCAGAGGUAUGGGCAAACACUCAGCAAAGGAGACUCCACGUCCCCAACAUGCCACCUAAACAACACUUUGCAGUAUAGUUGAGUAUCACAGGAAAUCUUACCCUAAAAUACGUAACAGUGCAGCAGUGAGGCACAGGCAGUAGGUAUCAGUGUUCACAUCAUUCUCCAAGUGACAAGGUCACAUCUGUCUCCUGGCUGCAGUAAUGAGUUUUCACAAAGUUGUCAAGACAAUAACCCUACAUCAACUCAUGGACGAGUUCUGCCAUGCUCUUUAAUAUGAUCCAUGUUGGAGUUCCCAGAUGCCACUGGCCUGUCCAGCCACCCCUUUAUGCUGACGCUUUUAUUGCAUGGUGCACAGGGAGGGUUGGACUGCCAUCACUUUGCCAAUAUUUGAUUAUUUAUUUUUGCCUGAUAGACCAUCUGUAGUUGCCUAUGGUCAGAUACUAGAAGCCAUGCUAAGCACACUGCCUCUGAGGCAUGAGCAUCAAAUCAAAAUAGUCAAAUAAUUAUUCAUUUCCACCUGAGAAAUGCACAAAAGGAAAUUUUGGGGAUUGCCAUGUAAGGUAAAAUAUGUGAAGCACAGGAAAUGCUCUGGAAUUUAUUUCUGCUGUUCUCCUUUUGUGGUUAUUAGUUAAAUUUUAUUAAUACUGAGCCAAGGUGUUCACACUCAGGUUGUCUGCUUUGAUAACCUGGUAAAGCUAAAUAAUAAAUAUUGCUUUUAUAAUUACCAAUCUUUGGAAAGUUGAAAAAUAGGUAAGAUGUUGGAUUAUUGGCAGCAAUUUCUACAAGAACUUCUUUAUGGGCUUAUAUUAAGAUGCAUUAUUCACAUUUUUUAGCAGAUGGAUCAGAAUUUUUUAUUGUUUUCACAUGUCACAUCAAAAAUGUAGUAUGCAUUACUGAAUCAGAAAUGGAGAUCUUUUCUCUCUUAAAAAUAUAAGUACAGUGCAAUGUGCUUAGAGGUUCAACAAAGCUACUUAUGGAGCCUGGAACUAUUUUUAAAAGAUCUCACUUUGUGAAAGAGCUUUUGCCAAUGGUAGUACCAGCUCUCGCCCAAGCAGCAUGGCUUUACUGUAUGAACACGGUGAAGCUUACUAGCCAAGGAAGCCCCCCAGUUCUGGAAGGAGAAAUGCAGAGGUAGGAAUGUACCCUGUGGCAUUUUUUACACUAAAAUGUAGAGUCAAGCAGGAAAAUUUAUUCCACCCCUAGUAUUUAGUCAGAAAUGUGGGGCCAAUUGUUCAAACAUGAUCCUCUUUUUUUCUCAGUCUUUUGACAAUUUAAUGCCAAGUGGUUCAAAUGUUAGAUAAAUCCAAGUGGAGAGCCAAGCCUGGAUUCUAAAGAAUGGGAAAUAUGCUUCUAUAGCGACGCUCAGAAGAGCAUCGUUAGCUGCCUCUCUGUAAGUGUAGAUAGUUCAUGUUCUUGUAAAAAGUUGCUAGUGCCUUGUUUAAGAUGACACUCGUCAUUACACCUGGAUCUUGUUGGUUCCACUUACAACAGAGAGUUGGUUGGAUGCUCUUGGAAGAAAAUCAUCCUUCCAUGCCUCUUUGAACUCAGGAAUAGAAAAUGGCCAAGAUGCCCUUCAUCUUCAGAUGUGGCCUGGCUCCCACUUGGCAAUGGUAUGUUGAGAAUUAAGGUUAACUUGGUCUCAGGCUCCCACAAACGGACAUCAGUCUAAUUUCUGCAUCCUCCAGAAACACUUCAUGCCUGUUCUGUAAUAGGAAUGUCCGGGUGAUGCCUAUGGGUGUUAGAGGUGCGUUUUUCUGUUCCUCUUCAGCCAAGUCCAAGUCCACAGGCACAGGAAAACUAGACCCAGGCUGCCAACGGUGGAACCGAUGUGGGACCUGUGUGAUGAGAACCACCUACAGAUCAUUGCCUGGUUUAUUUUAUGUUGAAUUCAGUGUCAAAACUGUUUCUCAAAUUUACAAAAGAUGUUACUCUCAGUUUGGAGUUUAAAAAUUAACAUGUUAUCUCUGCUAAUGUUGAUUGCUUCCCCUUGUACCCUGACGGUGUGAUGAACUCAAGCUUGAACUCCUGCACUUUGAAAGAAAGCACAGUAGGAACCUUUUGCUCAAUUAUCCAGUAUUACCACAGCUUUGUCUGCUGAGAACAUGCACAAGCUUGGUCCAGUGUAAGAUUCUUCAAAACUGUGUAACAAAAUUGUGUGUUAUCCCACUUGAUUUAACUUUAAACAUAUUAUGCCUCAUUUUGUGUGCAUUUGCUAUUGCCUGUUUUGUGGUACAAAAUAAAGUCAUUUGGGAUUAUUUACCUUUUUUCACUGAUAAUUCGUCAAAGCCAACUUUAGCCCUCAGUAAACCUGGAAAGAGUUACUAAUCUUAAAAUUAAUUUUAACAUAAUUGAUCCUUAUAUAAUCACAGAGCUUUUUCAAGAAUGACAUCAUUUGGCAUUUCCCUACCUCUGAAUGAGAAAAUGAAAUGUCUGUUCUGUUGUAAUGGGCAUGAGUUGCAGAAUAUUUCUUCAAGGAAUUUUUGGACAUGCCACACUUCUUUUCAAUCCUUCUUACAUUUUCUUCACAUGAUUUCUCUUGAGCUCUUCUUGUCAAACAUAUGCCACAGCAGUUUCUCGUGGUCAUUGCUUUUGUUUUGUGUCUUGUCGACUCAGUGGUGGUCCAUUCCCACUGGCUGUGUGCAGGCUUCGGUCUCACAUGGCUGUGGGAUGAUGACUGAGCGACAUACUGUCUUCAGAAAUCAGUUUAAGGCAGGGAGCUCAUUCUGUCUUGCACUGGAUCAACCAUGGAAGUUCAGGAAAGAGGGCGAGGAGGGGCACGACCCAGCCAGUCAGUGGAGACGAGCUCAACUUUUCCAGCUUCUCCCAGCCUCGCCUCUGGGGAGCACAAACCCAUUUGUGAGAAGAAACUAGCUAGCAUUACAGCAGUGAAAAUGCCUUGCUCUCAGCGCCCUUGCUGACUGCUGACUUCGGUAUCUCCACCUGAUUCGUCUUUUUUGAAACAGCGAACUUCUGAAGAACGGUCCGGAGUGCAGCAGUCCUGCUUUCUGAUCCUCUUCAACCCUAACUGCAAAAAUGGGGGCAGGGCGGUGGGGAGCGGAAGCAAAAUAAAACCCUGAUUGUGUACAGUAUAAAUUGUAUUAUAUUUUUUGUACUUAUGUUUUAUGUAAAUAGUUUGUCUCAUGUAAUUGUAUGUGAGCAUUGAAAUAAAUCCUUCCAUUUAGGAAAAAAAAAA